Messenger RNA from Sinocyclocheilus grahami, 503 nucleotides. Its product is annotated as ancient ubiquitous protein 1-like. The annotation marks the transcript as partial. Gene Ontology annotation, cellular component: endoplasmic reticulum membrane. Gene Ontology annotation, biological process: ERAD pathway. The transcript is spliced from 3 exons. The record is from RefSeq and is a predicted model, not a curated record. Lineage: Eukaryota; Metazoa; Chordata; Actinopteri; Cypriniformes; Cyprinidae.
AAACUCUCGUGAAGUUCUUUGUUCCCCAUCUAGAAACAUCAGCAGCGUCUCAACAUGGCGAAUAAUAGCACAGGCUAAUAACGAGCUAGCGUCUCUCCCCCUCUCACCUGCCGUUAAAGUCCGAAGAAUAGUAUGCAGCAGCCUUUGAAAGUAUCCCAGAAAGAGUUUAAAUAAUGGAAACGCGGGGGAUUGAGCAGAUGUUCGACUUCCAGCGGUUACCAAAUGAUCGCUUCAUCCUGCUGUUGUUGUUGCUGUACUCCCCUGUCGGCGUGUGCUUGAUGCUACUGCGAAUAUUUAUUGGUGUCCAUGUGUUUCUAGUGAGUUGUGCACUACCUGACAGUAUUGUCAGAAGGUUCAUAGUGAGAAUAAUGUGUUCAGUGUUGGGUCUGCAUGUCCGGCAGAACAGUCCACACUUACGGGACAAAACCGGCCGACUUUACAUCUGCAAUCACGUUACACAUUUCGACCACAAUAUUAUCAACCUUCUUACCUCCUGUAACACG